AUGACUUCGAGAAGAUCCAACUCUCGCGAUUCCGAUAGGGUGCGAACUCGAACUGGUAGUGCCAAUGCGGAACGUAUUCGAUCCGGAGAUACCCAACUUCCGCGGCCUUCAACCCAAGGGGCCAAAGACCCUGAGGCUGAAAAAUCUGUUGCUCGCGUUAAGUUGAGUAGCCCAACGGGUUCGGAGGGGCGUUAUCGUCCUCUGAAGAAGGCUAAAACGAAUGGCUCCAAUCGUCGUCUUGGUGUCUCGGGUGAAGCGGCUGUUGCUAAGCCGUUCCACUGGCAGUUCUCGCAUUCCAAGGAUUGUCAUAUUACGGAAGAUCCAGAUAGUGUUGCUCAUUUGGUGAGGCACGUCAAACCUGCUGGAUUUCCACUUCCCUCUUUGCAUAAUAUGACGGAGCGCGAGGCUUACGCUAUGGAGGCUAACAACAAGUUUGCGGCGACUUUAGAAAAAUGCCUGCAAGAUGUUCCGCGUUCUGACGAACUUUAUGAAAUAAAGAAGGUUGUUCGUGAGCUAAAUCUCGGUCUGAAGAUGGCUCAAAACCGGGAGCGUGCCAAUGCUGCUCAACUGGCCGCCGCUGAAAAGCUGGGAAAUCAGGCUGCUUCGCUCGAAGCUUGUCUGCGAGUUGUGAGUAACGAAAAGAAGUCUGCCCUCGAGCAAGUUUCCUUUUUGGAAGCGAAGGUUGAAUCUUCUGCCAAUAAGUUCUCUGUCGACUUUCGCCGCGCGACUCGUGAGGCCAAAAAGACUAUGGUGGAUAGCUAUCUGGAUGUGCUGGUCUUUCUGAAGGAAAAAUGGGAAAAGAAGAAGGCUGUAACUGAUUGUGAGGCUCAUCUUUGGGAAGUCGUGGCAAAUAUAGAUCUCUUGAAGGAGAUCAUGAGCAACAAUCUCCUAGCUUCGGAUGAGUUGUUGCGGCUUCGAGCGAAGGAGAUCGAGCUUGGGUCCGAGGUCGAUGUGAUUGCAACUUUGGAUUUCUCCGUUGGGAAGCUCGACAUGCCUCAGAUUUCAGAGGAUCUGCCAGAGGAUUUCUUCGAAAAGGUCCCUUCUCCGGCUGAUGACGUGGCGAUGUGCUCGAGUGAUCGCUUUGAGGAUGGUGAAUUCAGCAUCGGAGAGUAG
Molecule: messenger RNA, 1113 nt
Organism: Brassica oleracea var. oleracea
Lineage: Eukaryota; Viridiplantae; Streptophyta; Magnoliopsida; Brassicales; Brassicaceae
Exons: 3
Coding region: 1-1113 (370 amino acids)
Source: RefSeq, a predicted model, not a curated record